AACCCCCUGCCCAUGGCCGUCUCCAGCCGGGGCAACGCAGAGGCCCUGGUCGUGCUGCUGGUGCUCGCCACCUUAUACUUUGUGGAAGAGGGGAGUAUAGGGAAGGCUGCGGUCUGCUAUGGGCUGGCUGUGCACAUGAAAAUAUACCCGCUCACCUACGCGCUGCCAAUAGCGCUCCACCUUGGGCACCGACAGUGCGGCAGGGAAGGGCUUGCUGCCUUAUCUGUUGCUUUCUAUCACCUCUAUGGCUGGGAGUUUUUGGAGCAUGCCUACCUCUACCACCUGACCAGGAGAGAUAUCCGUCAUAACUUCUCUCCCUAUUUCUAUAUGUUAUACUUAACUGCAGAAAGCAAAUGGAGUUUUGCCCUUGGGCUCGCAGCUUUCCUGCCCCAGCUGCUUUUGCUCCUGGUUGUGUCCGUAGCAUUUUACAGAGACCUUGCCUUCUGUUGUUUCCUACACACUGCUAUUUUCGUGAGUUUUAACAAAGUUUGCACAUCCCAGUACUUUGUCUGGUAUCUCUGCCUUUUGCCCCUCAUAAUGCCUAGCGUGAAGAUGUCCUGGCGUCGUGGUGUGCUGCUUCUUUUCCUGUGGUUUGUUGGACAAGGCCUGUGGCUCGCUCCUGCAUACUUUCUGGAGUUCAAAGGAUAUAACACUUUUUUAGUCAUAUGGUUGGCAGGCUUGCUUUUCCUUUUUAUUAAUAGCCUCAUAAUCGCUCAGAUUAUCUCACAUUAUCAAAAAGAAGCACAAGUUGCAAAAAAACUCAAACAACUUUAA
Messenger RNA from Apaloderma vittatum (bar-tailed trogon), 774 nucleotides. It is a transcript of the gene PIGM, whose product is annotated as phosphatidylinositol glycan anchor biosynthesis, class M. The transcript is spliced from 2 exons. Lineage: Eukaryota; Metazoa; Chordata; Aves; Trogoniformes; Trogonidae. Gene Ontology annotation, biological process: GPI anchor biosynthetic process. The annotation marks the transcript as partial. The record is from RefSeq and is a predicted model, not a curated record. Gene Ontology annotation, molecular function: alpha-1,4-mannosyltransferase activity; GPI mannosyltransferase activity. Gene Ontology annotation, cellular component: membrane; glycosylphosphatidylinositol-mannosyltransferase I complex.